Messenger RNA from Aspergillus melleus, 1500 nucleotides. RefSeq lists its product as uncharacterized. The record is from RefSeq and is a predicted model, not a curated record. Bases 1 to 1500 code for a protein of 499 amino acids. Lineage: Eukaryota; Fungi; Ascomycota; Eurotiomycetes; Eurotiales; Aspergillaceae. The transcript has 2 exons.
AUGCUCAAACUUCCGCAUCUUUUAGACGCCAAAAGGCGUGACAGUUCCGACGCUAUGGUUGACCCGUCGCGGCAGUCGCCUCAAUCCCCGAUGACCACUACUUCGUCAACGCCUGUCUCACCCGCGGUUUCACUGUUUUCUGCCAAAGGACAUGCGCGCUUCUCCAGUUCCGUGUCCUCCUUGGUUUCAUCCCCCGGCCACGGGAAUUCGAUGGAAAGCGCCUCCAAAAAUCCCUUGACAGGAGUGAAGGAAGAGUAUUCUUGUGGGGCCCACGCGAGGGAUCUUGAGGAGGAAUACUUCCUAGAGCACUUCGACCAAGGCUUGUCGGAAGUGGAAGAUUCAUACUUCUCCUCCGUUGAUUACUCGGACGGCUACGACCUCACUGAUGCCGGUAUGGACAUCUCCCAUUCUCCGAAGAAGAGACGCUCCGACAGCAUUUCGAUCAAAGGCCUUUCGCGCAUCAGUUCUCAAAUCUCGACCAUCUCCUCGCGCUGGAAAUCUCGACGUGCAUCCGGUGGACCGGACGGUGUGGAUACGUUCUCAACCUCGCUGCGAUCCCGUACCAACUCAGCCAGUUCCGUCUUGGUCAGCCCGACAGUGGGUUCUAUCAGCCGCGUUGAAUCUUUUACGGUGCCUCCCUCGCCGGCAAGAACGAUCUUCGAGGAGCGGAUUAGCGAAUCGGGAGCGCAACCCAUCGACAUCGCCAAAGCUAAUCGUCAUGACCCGGAGGAAUCGGCACCCCAGGCGACCACUCCGCUCCUGCCGCCCUUCAUGGGAGACGAACCUGUUUAUCCGACCACAUCCCGGGUUCAUUCGCCACUGCAGUCGCCUUCCGUGGCCGACAUGUCGGAGGAUGUCCCCGAUGCCAAUGUACUCCAGGACCCACGCCUCGCAACGCUCCCAUCACCAUCGCUGUCCUCCAAGCCAUCUGUCGCAUCCUUCAACCGACCUCGAGCUGGCACGGCACGAACCGUGUCGGGUGAGGCACCUCCGUUUAUUCUAUCGGACCCAAAGGACGAGUGGGCGAAUAGGCUGGGACAUGCCAACUUCAACAUUCAGCCCGAGCCGUACAUGCCCGAGGUUUACGACCUGGAGUCCUUCCGAUUACUGCGCGCCCAGUGGGAUCUCGCCCAAUGCAAUUUUGCGAAACAUCUGGUCCGGACGGGCGAACAUUACGGGAUCACGUCCAACAUCUACAAGCUGACGGAGGAGAAGUGGGAGUCGAUCAACAACGAAUGGAGACGUCAGCACGAAGCCAUGCUCUCCCAACUCGAGGCCACCGAAGGACCCCACCUACGUCUAGUCAAUUCUCACUGCGAUCCGUAUGAGCAGUUCAAGAUCCCUCGCCUGCAUGACGACAAGUUCCCCGAGCUGGGUGACGGCGAAAUCGUCGGCCCCAUGAAAAUCGCACCGCCGUCGACCGACUCUGGACUGUGUCGCACUCAAUCCUUGAAACGCAAUUUUCUCAAGUUCUUCCAGGACCUUGUGUCUCGGUCCUAG